Messenger RNA from Trichophyton verrucosum HKI 0517, 1428 nucleotides. RefSeq lists its product as uncharacterized. Gene Ontology annotation, biological process: 'de novo' AMP biosynthetic process. Gene Ontology annotation, molecular function: (S)-2-(5-amino-1-(5-phospho-D-ribosyl)imidazole-4-carboxamido) succinate lyase (fumarate-forming) activity; N6-(1,2-dicarboxyethyl)AMP AMP-lyase (fumarate-forming) activity. NCBI's taxonomy places the organism in Eukaryota, Fungi, Ascomycota, Eurotiomycetes, Onygenales, Arthrodermataceae. The record is from RefSeq and is a predicted model, not a curated record. The coding region runs from base 1 to 1428 and encodes 475 amino acids. The transcript is spliced from 6 exons. Gene Ontology annotation, cellular component: cytosol.
AUGAAAACGAUAUUCUCCGCCCGUGAGCGAGCAUCUACGUGGCGCAAGCUCUGGCUCUGGCUAGCAGAGGCCGAGAAAGAGCUUGGAAUCAAGCAGAUCAGCGAUGAGGCGAUUGAAGCAAUCAAGGCGAACGUCACCGUGAGCGACGAGGCGUUCAAAGUUGCCGCUGUUGAAGAACGCCGUCGCAGACACGAUGUGAUGGCCCAUGUUUAUGCUCUGGAAAAGGAUGCUCCUGCGGCCGCGGGAGUUAUUCAUCUCGGAGCUACUUCGUGCUAUGUACUGCUCGGUUUCCUCGUUGCUGAAUUAUUUGCCAUUGUCACCGAUAACGCCGACUUGAUUUUUAUCCGUGAUGCGCUUGACCUGAUCCUACCAAAGCUCGCCAAAGUUAUCCACAACCUUGCUCAAUUUUCCCUCAAAUACAAGGACCUCCCGGCCCUAGGCUUCACAGUCAGUCACUACCAAGCUGCUCAGGCAAUUACACUUGGCCGACGAGGCGCCCAAUGGCUUCAAGAUCUCGUUAUGGAUCUCGAGGACAUCGAGUACGUCAGAGCUGGUCUUAAGUUCAGAGGAGCACAAGGAACCACCGGAACUCAGGCUUCCUUCAUGGAGAUUUUCCACAAUGAUGCCUCUAAAAUCGACAAAUUGAACGAGAUCCUUUGCAAGAAGGCCGGAUUCUCCAGCUGCUAUGACAUAUCUACUCAGACAUAUACUAGGAAAGUGGACUUGCGCAUUGCCAAUGCCCUUGCAGCCCUUGGAGCAACUGCUGUUCGUAUUGCAACUGAUCUUCGUCACCUUGCCCACGAUAAAGUGAUGGAAGAGCCUUUCGAGAAGGACCAAAUUGGCUCAUCUGCCAUGGCUUAUAAGCGCAACCCAAUGCGCAUUGGCAGGAAGCUUAGCAACGUAUCAGCCAACUUUUCAGAAACUUUCUCCGGCCAGUGGCUUGAAAGAACUCUGGAUGAUAGCGCAAUUCGCCGUAUCGACAUCCCUGAGAUGUUCCUCAUGGCAGAUGCCAUCCUUAUCAGUCUAGAUAACGUCACCAAUGGCCUUGUUGUAUACCCCGCCAUUGUCAACGCUCAGCUGCGGGAGGAGUUGCCGUUCAUGGCUACUGAGAACAUAAUUAUGAAGUUGUGUAGUCACGGAGUUUCCCGGCAAGAAGCCCACGAGGAGAUUCGUGUCCUUUCGCAUCAAGCCGCUCAUGUCGUCAAAAUGGAGGGUGGGAAAAAUGAUCUCAUUGAGAGAAUCAAGAAAACUGAAUUUUUCACACCAGUCUGGGGUGAGAUAGAUGGGCUCCUUGACCCUAAGCUAUUUAUUGGCCGAUCUCCCGAAAUUGUUGAGAGAUAUGCUGGAGCAGGAGGACCUGUCGAGAAAAAAUUGGAGAAAUAUAAGGGAUAUAUUAUGUCCACAGCUACCGCUGAGCUGUCUGUUUAG